GCCUCGGGGGCUACACCCUGCUUUUUCUCCGCAGUGGGCUUCCCUUCUUAUUUGUAGAGCUUUGUUUCAGCUAUGUGACGUCCCCAGGCUGCUACUUGUGGGAACUGCCCUAGCGGUGGUUUGAUCUUGGUUCUCUGGAAAAGUCUGCGGAGAGAGAGCGAGAGGGGGGGACGAGCCGAGCCGGAGAAGAGAGAUCAUGGCGGCACCUCUCGGACGGGACACCCUACCUGACCACUGGUCGUAUGGAGUUUGCAGAGACGGCCGGGUCUUCUUUAUUAAUGAUAAAACUCAUAGCACUACUUGGCUACAUCCACACACGGGCGAACCUGUUAACUCGGGGCACAUGAUACGGUCAGAUUUGCCAAGAGGAUGGGAAGAGGGCUUCACGGACGAAGGAGCCAGCUACUUCAUCAACCACAACCUAAGGGCUACAUCAUUUCGACACCCAGUAACCGGACAUAUAUCCCCUGAAAACACAGAAUACACUCUACAAGACAGGAUAGAAGCCCGUAUGUCCAAGUCAGCAGCCAAUCAGAGAUCCCCGAGCAUGGUCACAGAGUCCUCCAAGGCUGUGACCUCAGCAGCAGUGGAUGCCAACUCAGGGACAAAGGGCUGCAGAGGUACAGGGAAAGUGCACAGCUUUGGCAAGAGGGAUCAUGCUAUCAAAAGGAACCUCAAUAUCCCAGUGGUGGUGAGAGGCUGGCUCUAUAAACAGGACAGCUCCGGGAUGCGACUGUGGAAAAGGAAGUGGUUUGUUUUGUCAGACUACUGCUUGUUUUACUACAAAGACAGCAGAGAGGAGACAGUGCUCGGGAGCAUCCCUCUGCCCAGUUAUGUCAUCGCACCAGUUGAGCCCGAUGACCACAUAAACCGCAAAUACGCUUUCAAGGCGAGCCAUACAGGAAUGCGCUCCUACAUUUACAAUAAGAACUCUGUGAUUGGCUCACAGGCAGAACACUGCGGGAUGCGGACAUAUUUCUUCAGUGCGGACACACAGGAGGACAUGAAUGGCUGGAUCCGGGCCAUGAACCAGGCUGCGCUGAUGCAGCAGAGUCACACUAUAAAGAGAGAGGUGGAGAAUCCAAAGAAGGCUGUGCAGCAGGCUGUCCCACAGACCAACCAUGUCCACAUCAACCAGAACGCAUCUCAAUCCGAAGGUUUCCUUGUGACAGACAUAGAGGAACCUCCCGAUAAUUGUCUCCAACUGGCUCAUAGAGACGAGGUGAGGUAUGGAUUAGAGAUCCAAGGGAAACCCAGCCAGUCAGGAGAAGAGGAAAGAGGAGAGAGACUCUCUCCAGACUUUGUUGAUGAUGCCACCCACAAGAACGGACCGCCAACUGUGAUCCAAGUUGCUCUGCCACCAGAACAGAAUGGAAAUCUUGUCUAUCAGAGGGGCUUUGUUUCACGCGUCGACCCUGAGAAACAUGUGCAGAGGAAGAAUACGCUGGCACAGGUGGAGCACUGGGUCAAAGUUCAAAAAGGAGACCCACCAAAGAGUGCUCCUUCUUCUGAGUACAACCUCCCUCGGCGGACUCCUCCAUUAAAGCCCAAAGCCAGCACAGCAGAUGCCACCUAUCAGUCGUUGCCAAAGUCUCCCCGUCCCCCGUCUGGCAGCGCAUCUCCUCCAGUAACAUGCAAAUUGCCUAGUGACUACAAGUAUGCCCAUGACCGGCUCAGCCACUUCCGCAUGUCCACCGAUGAGCGCAUGGCCACCAAGGAGGGAAUGGUGUGGCAGCUGUACGAGUGGCAGCAGCGGCAGCAGUUCCGUCAUGGCAGCCCCACCGCUGCUAUCUACACUGGACCCAACUUCACAGACUCCUCAUCUUUUAGAGUUACUGUGGAGAUGCCACGAUCCAUCUCUGUCCCUCCGUCCCCAUGUGAAGUCCCACCGUCAGCCCCCUCCUCCUUCAAACCCUUGUCCCCUCACCGGCCACACACUCCUUCAGACAGACGCACAGUCAGGCCCCGGGAUGAAGUGGCACCUGGGGACAGCACAAGAUCCAGCUCUCCCGGCCAUAUUUGUGGCCAUCUUUCUCAGGCUUCCCAAAUAGAGAGAAGGUCCAUGCCAGCCAUGGGCUACAUCACACACACUGUCAGUGCACCCAGCUUACAUGGCAAAACGCCAGAGGAGCUGACUCUGCUCCUCAUUCAGCUUCGAAGGCACCAGGCUCAGAUGGCUGGUGUGCAUAGCCCCAGAGAUGCGUUCGCUCACCUGCAGCAUCACCAGCACAACGGCCUUCUAGGCCCCGGCAUGCAGGCUGAUGAUACUUACAUACAACUGAAGAAGGACCUGGAGUAUCUAGAUCUGAAGGUGGGCCCCAACAAAGUUACUGGACGUGAGAGUUUAAAAACAGAAAGACCAUCAAGACCUGUGAAAAUAGCAGAAAGUGAUGCUGAUGUGAAAUUAAGUCGACUGUGUGAACAAGACAAGAUUCUACAGGAGCUGGAGGAAGGGAUACGCUCUUUGAAGGAGGACAAGGACAAGCUGGAGUUGGUGCUGGAUGUUUCCCACCAGCAGAUGGAGCAGUACAGAGAUCAGCCGGCCCAUGCAGAGAAGAUUGCUUAUCAGCAAAAAUUGCUACAAGAGGAUGUGGUUCACAUCAGGGCUGAGAUAUCUCAAGUCUCCACAGAGAUGGAGAACGCGUGGAAUGAGUACAGCCGACUGGAGAGAGAUGUGGACUGGCUGAAGUCGGCCCUGCAGGGACAGAUGAACCGCAGCGAUCUCUCUCAGCAAGAUAAAGUCCAGAUCAGAAAAGAGCUGUGGAGGAUUGAGGAUGUUAUUGCAGGCCUCAGCACCAGUAAAGCCAACUACAAAGUCACUAUCUCCUCUGUUACCAACCCAGAGAGGAAAUUUGUGCCUUCAGUGUCGGCGUCAUCAGUGCCUUCUGUGUCUGGGAGCCCGUCUGCUAUGGAGAUGAGAUUGUCCCAGCAGCAGCAGCAGCAGCAGCAGCAGCAGCAGCAGCAGCAGCACCAGCAGCAGCAGCAGCAGCAGCAGCAGCAGCAAAGCCCCCACCUCAGCCCCAGUAGCCACACCCCCACCCUUUCCUCCAGCCCCAGCCAGCAGCCCUUACAUCCCUGGGUGGAUGCAACCAUCACCAGUGGGCUUAAAUGGGGUGAGGAAGAUGUGCCUCCCAGACCUCCUCUACCUCAGCUCUACAGCCCUGAUGAGCAUGCCCCUGCUGUGCCCCCGUUGCCCCGGGAGACAACGGUCAUCAGACACACUUCUGUACGCGGCCUCAAACGACAGUCAGAUGAACGCAAAAGGGACAGAGAGAUUGGCCAGUACACUAAUGGAGACAGUAAGGUGGAGCUUCGGCCUUUCCUGAGUGAUCCAGAGCUCAUGGGAGCUGGAGAUGGCGCCAGCCACAUCAGCGUCGUAGCAUCUGGACAUGAUGGUUACCAGACAUUACCUAGCAGAGGAGUGACGGGCUCCUCGCUUCGGCUCAAUCAGUCCUCGAGCAUCUCCUCGUAUGUGACCCUCCGAAGAGCAGCCUCAGCUGCCGGCAUGAAGGAGAGACCAAAAAGUGCCUUGGAGCGUCUGUACUCUGGAGACCCGGGGCAGCAGCAGAGGGGGAAGAUGAGUGCUGAUGAGCAGCUGGAGAGGAUGAAGAGGCACCAGAAGGCCCUCGUCCGCCAGCGCAAACGCACCCUGAGCCACGGAGACCGCCACGGCUCUUUAUCGCCCCGCACCUCUUCCUCGCGCCCACUUUCAGCAGACUUGGGAUCAUGGAAGAGAGAGCAGGAGUUUGACCUGCAGUUGCUGGAGAGGGCUGUUCAAGGGGAGGAGGCGCAGGGCGUUAGGAGCGUUCAGGGGGAGGAAACGCCUCCCGAGCACAAAGAGAGGCCGCGCUCCCGCUCUGACGAAUGGCUGACCUUGCGCUCCACAGGCACAGCAUCUCCCGCCCAUGAGGUCGACCUGGAACCACUAGACUAUGACCUGGACCUUAACAAAGAGCUUUCCAAGCCUCCGAAAGUAUUGAUCCCGGAGCGCUAUGUGGAUUCAGAGCCUGAGGAGCCUCUCAGUCCACAGGAGGUGGAGGAUCGUCAUCGUAAGGUGGAGCGCAUCAAGAGCAUCUUGGCAAAGUCCAGUGUGCACAACCUAGCACCCACAGUGACUGUGGACAAGCCAGAGGUUGGGCUUGUGGCACUCGACUCAGCUCUGCAGGAGCAGGAGAGGAUCAUCACCAUGUCCUAUGCUCUCGCCUCGGAAGCUUCGCUCAAGAGCAAACUAGUCACAGCUCAAGCAAUUUUUGGACACUAAGGUGCUAUUCCACAAUGACAACAAACUAUUGUAUUCUGCAAGAAAAGGAUUUUUGGACAUUUACGUCUUUCCAUACGCAGUACAAGAACUGCACUAAACAUUGACAUACUUGCUGAGGCUCACGCAGCAUUGACUUCUUAAAAUGUUUCCAGUUACUGAAAGCAAGAAGAAAAUGGAAGACUUUGCAAUGGGAGCUGCUGUGCUAAUUAUCUAUGGAAACGUCUAACAAAGGUUAAUCUCAUAAUAAUAUUUUCUACAUGUUAUUGCACUUUGAAUUCUACACUGUAUCAUGUUUUCAAGAUAUCACUGAAUGGCUAUUACUUGCAGUGUGAUUGCAACUGGGAACUUGUUUUUGUUUUUGUCAGGUACAUAUUGUUAAUAACAAGGUACUAAAUGUACAUAUUGUUAAUAACAAGGUACUAAAUGUGUCAUGAUGGUAGUAUUUUUGUCAAAACUCAGAUAAUAUUCUUACACCAAACCACUUGAAAUAUCAUAUGUAUGUACCUGUAGCACUGCCAGUCCCCUUUUAGCUUGCCAAAAUGAAUUUUAUUUUUGCUUACAUCAGGAUGAAAAUAACCUUUAACAUAUUUUCUGUGUGACUGGGGAAGGUUGCACAAUGGACAUUUAUAUUUAAAAAAAAUA
Cyclopterus lumpus (lumpfish) is the source of this 4903-nucleotide messenger RNA. RefSeq names its product pleckstrin homology domain containing, family A member 7b (gene plekha7b). The transcript has 29 exons. The coding region runs from base 197 to 4261 and encodes 1354 amino acids. The record is from RefSeq and is a predicted model, not a curated record. NCBI's taxonomy places the organism in Eukaryota, Metazoa, Chordata, Actinopteri, Perciformes, Cyclopteridae. Gene Ontology annotation, molecular function: protein binding.